Molecule: messenger RNA, 4533 nt
Organism: Hypanus sabinus (Atlantic stingray)
Lineage: Eukaryota; Metazoa; Chordata; Chondrichthyes; Myliobatiformes; Dasyatidae
Exons: 2
Coding region: 1103-1765 (220 amino acids)
Molecular function (GO): nucleic acid binding
Source: RefSeq, a predicted model, not a curated record
AAAAAUCACAAAAAGUAGAGGUCCCAGAACAGAUCCUUGUGGGACACCACUAGUCACAACCCUCCAAUCUGAAUGUACUCCCUUCACCAUGACCCUCUGCUUUCUGCAGGCAAGCCAAUUCUGAAUCCACCUGGACAAACUUCCCUGGAUCCCAUGCCUUCUGACUUCCUGAAUAAGUCUACCAUGUGGAACCUUGUCAAAUGCCUUACUAAAAUCCAUGCAGAUCACAUCCACUGCACUAUCCUCAUCUAUAUGCCUGGUUACCUCCUCAAGGAACUCUAUCAGGCUUGUUAGACACGAUCUGCCCUUUACAAAGCCAUGCUGACUGUCCCUGAUCAGACCAUGAUUCUCUAAAUGCCCAUAGAUCCUAUCUCUAAGAAUCUUUUCCAACAGCUUUCCCACCACAGACGUAAGGCUCACUGGUCUAUAAUUACCUGGACUAUCCCUACUACCUUUUUAGAACUAGGGGACAACAUUCGCCUCCCUCCAAUCCUCCGGUACCAUUCCCGUGGACAACGAGGACAGAAAGAUUCUGUGGCAACCCACUUUCUGCGCAGGCGAACCGGCUCACAAAUAGCCAGCACGUGGGGAGAGACUUUGGUAAUGCACCUCUGACAUCAUUUCCGCCCAGAGAGGGCAGGUGCUAGGGAUUAAAUGCCAGCGCUGUGAAGUCUGAAUAAAGUAGUCUCGAAACGGCUUACCGACUGCGUGUUGUCUCUAACUCUGUAUGUAGUACAUCGCUACAUUGGUGACCCCGACGGUUGAAACGAGAUUUGGACCAAAGAUGACCAAUGCUUCAUCUGUUCAUGCAGUUUCGCUAAAACUGCUGACUUUCUGGACACUGCGACUAUGCGUGUGGUUUAGCCAAGCAGAAGCCCAGUUCCAGGUUUGGCAGAUAUCCUCUGAUUCCACGCUUUACUACCACGUGGUGAGCGCCCUUGACCAGGAGACGGCCGCCCAGGUUGAGGAUUUCAUACAGUCGCCCCCGGAAGAAGGCAAAUAUGAAGCAUUCAAAGCGCUGCUCAUUGGGACCUUUGGCCUCUCACAGCCCUAAUGCCUGCUUCACCUGGAUGGUUUGGGAGACAGACUGCCGUCAGCAUUGAUGAACAAGAUGCUGGCCCUGGCUGACGGACACAAGCCCUGCCUUAUGUUCGAGCAAGCGUUCCUGGAGCAACUGCCCGGGGACAUACAUCUGCUGCUGGUUGACACAGAUUUCAGCGACCCCCGGAAGGUGGCGGCCAGGGCGGACGUGCUGUGGAAAGCCAAGAGGGAGAGCAUGGUGUCCGUCGGUCAGAUUACCAGGCCACGCGCCCAACAGCAGACUAGACCAGGCCUGGCAGGGGGGCGCACACAACACAGAGGCAGGAGUGAGGAGGACAGUGAACAAUGGUGUUUCUACCACCAGCGAUGGGGCACAGAAGCCCGCCAUUGUCGCCCGCCCUGCAAGGGCCAGGGCCAGGGCCAGCUGCUGCUAAUGACUAUGGCGGCUGGCCACCACGACAGCCUCUUGUACGUCUGGGACAAACAGUCGGGACGCUGCUUCUUGGUUGACACCGGAGCGGAAAUCAGCGACUUGCCCCCAACGGGGUACAACACCCGCAACAGGAAGCCAGAACCCACACAACGGAGGUUCGACCACAUUCACGUGGAUAUCGUGGGCCCCCUACCAAUGUCCCGAGGAACGCGGUACCUCCUAACUAUGGUAGACCAGUUCACGAGGUGGCCCGAGGCGGUCCCGCUCACCGACACAUCUACCGAUUCCUGAGCCCAAGCACUGAUUGCAACCUGGGUAGCACGUUUCGGGGUACCGGCCCACAUUACCUCCGACAGAGGCGCCCAGUUCACCUCCAGCCUGUUGGGAACGCAGCUACACCACACUACUACUGCCUACCACCCACAGUCGAACGGACUGGUGGAGCGUUUCCACCAUCACUUGAAGUCGGCUCUCAUGGCCUGCCUGAGAGGACCUAACUGGGUGGACGAGCUUCCCUGGGUCCUGCUUGGAAUUCGCACAGCGUCCAAAGAGGAUCUGCACGCUUCGUCGGCCAAGUUGGUGUACGGCGCACACCUGGCUGUCCCAGGAGAGUUCAUACCAGUCCCAAGGGGGCAAGAGGAUGAACCCGCAGCAGUCCUGGACAGACUACGAGAAAGGCUCGUCAACAUGGCCCCUGUACCGACUUGACAGCACAGACGGACCUCGACCCAUAUACCCAAAGACCUGCAGAAGUGUAAGUUUGUGUUUGUACAAAGGGGCGGACACCAGGCACCGCUACAGCGGCCGUACGAGAGGCCGUUCAAGGUGAUCAACAACAACGGGUCCACAAACGUUCUGGACAUUGGGGGGAAAGAGGAGGUUUUCACAGUGGACUGACUCAAACCAGCCCAUGUGGACUUGGUGCAGCCGGUCGAGGCUCAGGCACCGCGGCGCAGAGGCAGACCUCCCAAACAGAGGCUGAUCCAAACUGUGGACAUUGGGGGGUGUAUCGCCGGUUCUGGGGGGGGGGGUGGGGUUAAGUGGUGACCCACUUUCUGCGCUGGCGAACCGGCUCAUAAAUAGACAGUGCGCGGGGAGAGACAUUGGUAAUGCACCCCUGACGUAAUUUCCGUCCGGAGAGGGCGGGCGCUAGGGAUUAAAUGCCAGCGCCGCGAAGUUUGAAUAAACUAGUCUCGAAACGGCUUACCGACUGUGUGUCGUCUCUAGCUCUGUAUGUAGUACAUCGCUACAAUCCUAGCCAGAGGUUCAGCAAUCUCUUCCCUUGCCUCGUGGAGCAGCCUGGGGAAUAUUCUGUCAGGCCCCGGGGACUUAUCCGUCCUAAUGUAUUUUAACAACUCCAACACCUCCUCUCCCUUAAUAUCAACAUGCUCCAGAACAUCAACCUCACUCAUAUUGUCCUCACCAUCAUCAAGUUCCCUCUCAGUGGUGAAUACCGAAGAGAAGUAUUCAUUGAGGACCUCACUCACUUCCACAGCCUCCAGGCACAUCUUCCCACUUUUAUCUCUAAUCGGUCCUACCUUCACUCCUGUCAUCCUUUUGUUCUUCACAUAAUUGAAGAAUGCCUUGGGGUUUUUCUUUACCCUACUCGCCAAGGCCUUCUCAUGACCCCUUCUUGCUCUUCUCAGUCCCUUCUUAAGCUCCUUUCUUGCUAUCCUAUAUUCCUCAAUAGACCCAUCUGAUCCUUGCUUCCUAAACCUCAUGUACGCUGCCUUCUUCCACCUGCCUAGAUUUUCCACUUUACUUGUCACCCAUGGUUCCUUCACCCUACCAUUCUUUAUCUUCCUCACUGGGACAAAUUUAUCCCUAACAUCCUGCAAGAGAUCCCUAAACAUCGACCACAUGUCCAUAGUACAUUUCCCUUCAAAAACAUCAUCCCAAUUCACAUCUGCAAGUUCUAGCCUUAUAGCCUCAUAAUUUGCCCUUCCCCAAUUAAAAAUUUUCCUGUCCGCUCUGAUUCUAUCCUUUUCCAUGAUAAUGUUAAAGGACAGGGAGCGGUGAUCACUGUCCCCCACUGUCCUUGUGUGGUGUCUCUGGUUAUGCUGAUUGCUUUCCUCCUGUGUUGACUGGAAUAGAUGGUGUCCAGUCCUGGGAGCUCCAUCCUGACAAUUCGCUGGGCCGCCUUCACCACGCGAUGCAGGUCUUGUCCCUCAGUGGCUGUGUAGCUGGCAUACCACACUGUGGUGCUGUUGGUCAGGAUGGUUUCAAUUGUGCUUCUGUAGAAGUUAAGCAACAGCUUUUGUGGGAGUUUGGCCUGUUUCAGCUUUCUGAGGAAGAGGAGUCUUUGUUGUGUCUGUUUUACAAGCAGUGAGGUGUUGGUGGUCCAUGUCAGCGAGGUGUUGGUGGUCCAUGUCAGAUAUAAACUAGAUAUAAUAAAGCGUUUCGAUCGUGGUGAACAAAGUAAGGAUAUAGUGAGUUGGGCUAAGGGUUUGUGGAAGUUGACGAUGGUGAUGUUGAAGAGGUUUUGGCAUCCCAUGACCAAGAACUGACAGAUGAAGAGCUGAUGAAGAGGAAAGGAUAACAAUUGAAGCCGAACGCAAUAGUGAACAGCCUGAAAGUAAAGAUGUCCAGGAACUGAACGUGAAGAUUUUCGUGAGAUUUUCGCUGCGAUUGACAAUGCUGCAAUGAAUGCAGAAAAGUAUGACUUUAAUUUUGAAAGGGUACGUAGCUUUAGGGCAGGUUUGCAGGAUGGUUUGAGUGCUUACAAAGAACUGUAUGAUAGAAAAAUGCACGAGGCUAAGCAGUCAAGCGUACUGUCAUUUUUCAAGCCUUCCAUAUCAGCCACAGCAGACGACGAAACUUGACCUUCGACAUUGAGGCAGGCAGACAUGGAAGAAGGUGACCUGCCUGCCCUGAAUGAAACAGACGACGAUGAGAUGACACUCCAGUGUCCCACCAUCCCAACCUCUGAUGACUCAGCCUAACACACCAUCAUCAGUGUCCUCACUGUCCUCCUGAUUCCGGGCAUAACUGUUGACUGAAUGUUUACUGAAGCAGUUUAACUCUCAAGCUAGUUCUAGAGUGCAGACCUUCAAUUAUUC